This is a messenger RNA of Anopheles moucheti, 634 nucleotides long. RefSeq names its product microsomal glutathione S-transferase 1-like. The record is from RefSeq and is a predicted model, not a curated record. Lineage: Eukaryota; Metazoa; Arthropoda; Insecta; Diptera; Culicidae. The coding region runs from base 102 to 560 and encodes 152 amino acids. Gene Ontology annotation, cellular component: membrane. The transcript is spliced from 3 exons.
GUGGAGUGUCGUCCGUGUCAAUUAAUCAGUUUUACACCACAAACCCCGGUUCGGUGUGUGGUGAUAGUUUUGUUGAAGUACAACUGCAACUGUAAACCAUCAUGGCAAGCCCAUUCGACGCUAUCAACCCGGAUGUCUACAAGGCGUACGUGUUCUGGUCGGCCGUAUUGGUGGCCAAGGUUUUGCUGAUGGCACCGCUGACCGCUAUGCAGAGGUUUAAGAACAAUGCCUUCGCGAAUCCGGAGGAUUCCAGUGCGGUAAGCAAGAAGCUGAAGCCAAAACUAGACGAUCCGGAUGUUGAGCGGGUGCGCAGGGCCCAUCUUAACGAUCUGGAGAAUAUUCUACCGUUCUUCGUCAUCGGUUUCCUGUACCUGCUGACCAAUCCGGCACCGUUCCUGGCGGUUAACCUCUUUCGAGUGGUGGCAGUCUCGCGGAUUUUGCAUACGCUCGUGUAUGCCGUCGUUGUCAUUCCACAGCCGGCACGUUUUCUCGCCUUCGUGGGUGGGAUGCUACCCAUCUCAUACAUGACACUGCAGACGAUACUGUACUUCAUGGUGUAACAGCACCUCAUCGGAUGCUGUACCUUCAAUGCAGUGGAAUAAAUUUUAACGGGCACUAAGGCUCUAGUUGGUAU